CUGUACGCAUCAUUGUCGUCUUCCUUCUAGGCCUCGUCGUCGUCUUCUCCUCUUGUACUGUUUUUUUAUAUCUUGCUUAAGCAAGGCCAUUCGUUUGAUCCAUCUAAGCCUUGGUUUCUUCUCCCCCGGUUUCCCCGCCUUCUCCGUCGUCCAUCGCUUUCCCCCGGUGUAGCUUACGGUUGCAUGCUGUCGCAUUGCUUCACUUCGACGCCUGUUCACAACUGAGUGUUGUCGCUUCUCAAACGUUCGCUUUUUAAGGUCGCCAAUCUGGCGGCAAUGCUUGACAUAUAAUCAUAAUUAUCGGCUUUUCCUCCACGUUACCAAUGGGCAAAUGGCAUUAUGGCAUCGUCCUGGAUGCGGGAUCAUCUGGGACUCGCGUGCACGUCUAUCGGUGGUUGGAUCCCGCUAUUGCUCGCAAGCACGCUAAAAGUGAUGAGUUGAAAACAUUACCGGAGCUCAAAACAAAAUCGGAAUGGACGAAAAAGAUACACCCUGGCGUGUCAUCGUUCGCCGACAGACCCGAGGCAGUAGGCCCCGAUCAUCUUGCGGAACUUUUCGAUCAUGCGCGCAAGAUCGUCCCCGCCGAUCAGAUAAAGGAUACUCCGAUCUUUUUACUAGCCACUGCUGGGAUGCGACUCUUACCCAAUCGUGAUCGCGAGCUUCUUUUACAACAGAUCUGCUCCUACGCCAGCAAGAACUAUGAUUUUCUGCUUCCUGAUUGCGGUGUGCACAUUCAGGUCAUCCCAGGGGUGACAGAGGCCCUCUACGGAUGGAUCGCAACCAAUUAUUUGCUGGGCAGCUUCGAUGAACCGAAAGGACAUGAUCAUGGCAAGGGCCAUCAUACUUAUGGGUUCUUGGAUAUGGGUGGUGCAUCCGCGCAGAUUGCCUUUGCGCCAAAUAUAACCGAGACCGAGAAGCACGCGAAUGACCUGACUCUACUUCGGCUGCGAAACAUUGACGGUUCCACCCAGGAGCAUCGGGUUUUUGUGACAUCUUGGCUUGAAUUUGGCGUGCACGAAGCUCGGAGACGUUAUUUGGAGGCCCUACAAACCGCAGCCGGAAUCGCGAAGGAACUUCCCGACCCGUGUCUCCCCAAUGGGCUUCGAACCACAAUCAACGGCAAACCUCUGCGGACCGACGACACCUCAGAGUUAUCUCUGCUGGGAACUGGGCGAUUCGACGAAUGCUUGCGACAAACAUACCCGCUUUUGGACAAGGAUGCGCCCUGUUCGGAUGAACCUUGCCUUCUUCACGGAGUACAUGUCCCUGCUAUUGACUUUGAUGUGAAUCAUUUCAUCGGUAUCAGCGAGUACUGGCAUACGACGCAUGAGAUCUUUGAAAUGGGACACAAGGACAAAGCGUACGAUUUCAACACUUAUCAACAGCGGGUACAACAGUUCUGUUCACAAGAUUGGGAAGCCAUCGAUCAGAAUAUAGAAAAACAGUCGUGGGGAAAGAAGGUCGAUCGGGAAUCGGCUUCCGAGGUCUGCUUCAAGGCUUCAUGGAUCAUCAAUAUGCUGCACAACGGCAUCGGUAUCCCUCGCGUGGGUCUCGAGGAUACUACUGGUUCAGGUCACAACGGAACCAAGGAAGUUCUCUCCCAUGGCAAGGAGAAAGGAUUCCUUGAUCCUUUUCAAGCGGUUCACAAGAUUCACUCCACUGAAGUUAGCUGGACACUGGGUAAAAUGGUGCUUUAUGCAUGCUCUGAGGUUCCAGUGGAAGUCCAAGAAGCUCAAGAGACACUCCCGGUUGGCUUUGGCAGCAAUGUUGCAGGUGUCCCCAAUGACUUCCAAUAUCCUAGCGUCGAGUUAUUUCCCAGCAAUGAGUCGCUUCACGUUGCGAAUUGGCACGAUGCGCUCUUUGAUGGUGAUUCUUCGCGCAGGGUUCCGGGAUUCCUACUUUUCCUGGUUAUUAUUGCAAUGGCUGCAUUCUUCCUCUGCGGCCGGAGUCGUCGACUGAGAGGUUACCACAUGUUCAAAAAUCUCUUCAAGCGCGGAGGUGGGCCUCAUCCGAGCUACCCCAGGAAGCGGAGAACCUUCCCUGGCAAAUUACCAUUCUUCGGCGGCAGCUCACAUUCAUACGAGCGCGUUCUUGAAGACGGUGCCCAUGAAAUUGACCUGGGUGUGGUAGGCUCCGGUCGUGGCUCUCUGGACAGAAGACACUCCUCGGAUACGGAUUCGAGUGGCUUCGUGCCUCCGAAGCGAACAACAACCUGGAGCGGUCCAACCACUCCUAGUUUCAAGUUUGGAUUGGACAAUUCGUCCACAUCGACCAUCGGGCUGGGAAUCACCGCUGAUUCUGGCGUCAAUGCCAUGGAUCGUGCCGGGUUGGUCGUGAGGACGGAGAGUAGGGACCACCUGGCUCCAGUAGCACUAGGCCCGACUACAAACGGCCGUCGCUCUAGGACAGGCAGUCCGACGAGAUCUCAGAGAUCACCCAAUAUGACUCCCCUAAAUCAAGACUAAUGAUCAUACUUUUUAAUUUGCAUAUCGUUUGGCGUUACGGUACGGUUUCCAUCGUCGUCUCCUGCAUCUGAAAACUUUUAUUCCUCGGUGACCUGCACUUCCCUGUCGCUCUUCGAUUCGAUUCAGAUGUUGAAUUGCUUUCUACUUUCCUUCGUCAUUCUAUAUUACGAUCUUGUGCUCCGGAGUACAUAGCUGCUGCUUUUGUUCCGACGUCUUUCUGCUAGCCGUUCUCUGGGAUGAAUUUGGCUUAUACGUUUUAACGAGGUUUCAUGUAUCAUAGACUCGAAAUCACCUAUAUAGCACGUCCAUAAUAAGCUGAAG
Messenger RNA from Aspergillus novofumigatus IBT 16806, 2786 nucleotides. Its product is annotated as putative nucleoside diphosphatase (Ynd1). Gene Ontology annotation, cellular component: membrane. NCBI's taxonomy places the organism in Eukaryota, Fungi, Ascomycota, Eurotiomycetes, Eurotiales, Aspergillaceae. Gene Ontology annotation, molecular function: nucleoside diphosphate phosphatase activity. The coding region runs from base 324 to 2465 and encodes 713 amino acids. The transcript is spliced from 4 exons. The record is from RefSeq and is a predicted model, not a curated record. Gene Ontology annotation, biological process: nucleoside diphosphate catabolic process.